CUUAGUCUGGCUUUUUCAUUAGGUACUACGGUGAAGAAAAUCGUUUCCGUUCGUAUUUUUUAAACCAGAUACUGCCUCUCGAGUUUUUUUAUGAACGCUACGUGUUCUUAUCCGAAUCGAGCAGCGUUACGCUACGGCAAAUAUUAUAUAAAUUGGUUCUCUAUCCGAAUAUCAUGGAGGUGAGCCACUCAGUUCGUGAACGAACCAUAGCAGAAAAUAGCCUCAUCAUUCUGCUGCAAGGAAUUCAUGGGCUUGUCACUACUAUAGAUUUAAAAAAUGAGAGUGUGAUCAAAGGUCGCAUUAUCAAUGUGGAUGCAUUCAUGAACAUUCGGCUAACAGAAGUUGUCUACACAGACCCACGUGGCAAGGAGACGAAACUGGAUGAUUUUUUUGUGACUGGUAGAAAUGUCAGAUAUGUGCAUAUCCCAGACGAAGUAAAUAUCAUGAAAACAAUUGAAACCCAGCUACAAAAGAUUCACAGAGUUCGAAACUUUGGUGGCGAGAGUCGUGGUAGAAAAGAAUACUUGAAUAAAAAAAAGUAACUUCUAUAUAAGGAAGUCAACAUUGCCAUCUGUCUGGAUUUUUCAAGAUUUACUAUUGUUGCUACUGUUAACAGCUGUUGAAACCAUAGGAUUAAUUUCAACUGCUGACAUGAACACCACAAUAACAUUUUAAAAUCUUUAAAUAAUAAAGGUCUUAUUUAGGAAAAAAGCCUUGAUAAACAACCAUAUGUAUUGAUUGUAAUUAAAACUGAAUUUAGAAAAUGCAGUUAACGGAAUGCAUGUUUUACUAAAUCGGUUAAAAAAAAAAAAUUAUAUUUAAUUUUUUUUUUUUAUUAUUUUUAAAAAACAAGUUUUUGUAGUCCAUAAUAAGAGCAGUGUGAACUGAGUUACUGGGUUAGAUAGACUUCUUAUAAAUAUGUUUUUCUUUUCACAUAUGGAAUAUAUCUGCUAAAGCUAAGCAUUAUUAAAGCAUUGUCCUGUAAUGGAUUUGAACAGAGGAUGACGGCAGUGUGUUUAAUCCAAAAAUAGCCGAAGUCUUAUUUGUGUGAUGCUUAAGUAGAAUGGUUCGAUAAUAUUGAUAUUCACAAUUAAACUGUUUAAUUAAGAGUCAAACCAGCUUCUUAUAAGCAAGUGUGGCAUAACAAUAGCUAGAGGACUGCAUUGUCUAUGGAUUUUAAUUACAGUUCUAACCAUAUUGCUCCACUGGGAUGAAUAAAGUUAAAUUGCAUUGUC
Molecule: messenger RNA, 1235 nt
Organism: Polypterus senegalus (gray bichir)
Lineage: Eukaryota; Metazoa; Chordata; Cladistia; Polypteriformes; Polypteridae
Product: U7 snRNA-associated Sm-like protein LSm10
Exons: 2
Coding region: 174-542 (122 amino acids)
Biological process (GO): mRNA 3'-end processing by stem-loop binding and cleavage
Cellular component (GO): cytoplasmic U snRNP body; nuclear body
Molecular function (GO): U7 snRNA binding; histone pre-mRNA DCP binding
Source: RefSeq, a predicted model, not a curated record